Penicillium manginii is the source of this 2037-nucleotide messenger RNA. RefSeq names its product alpha/beta hydrolase. The record is from RefSeq and is a predicted model, not a curated record. The transcript is spliced from 5 exons. Bases 1 to 2037 code for a protein of 678 amino acids. Lineage: Eukaryota; Fungi; Ascomycota; Eurotiomycetes; Eurotiales; Aspergillaceae.
AUGGACGAUUGGAAAUCCCUUGACCCACGCUCGCUGCCGCACCGCCGGACUACCUCGUUGAAGAGGAGGCCUUGGGCUGCGAUCUUGCUACUCGGGGCAUCCGGCUUCCUUGCGUGGAGAACAUGGUCAUCAACUGGAUCUUCAAGGCCAGCGCCAGAGGAGCCAGGGCCUACACCGAGUGGGUCCGAGUCGCCCUUCAGCUGGGACGAGAUUGACCCCUCGCCCGUGCUGGAGUAUCAGGACUGCGGCGAUGGCUUCCAGUGUGCACGCCUGCAAGUGCCUAUGGAUUAUAAUCGCACCGAGACGGACGAUCGAACAUUUUCGCUCGCGAUAGUCCGUAUCCCGGCCAAGGUGCCUGUUUCCGAUGCCCGCUACGGCGGCGCUGUUUUGAUUAACCCCGGUGGCCCUGGUGGCUCUGGAACAUUAUCAGCUUUGCUAUCCGGUCGUAAUCUACAGACCAUCGUUGAUGCAGAGAACGAUCCGUACAAAGCCGCUUUUGACGAAAAUGAUAGGUAUUUCGAUAUAAUUGGAUUCGAUCCGCGUGGUGUUGGUGCAACCACGCCUGCAGUGAUGUGUUUCCCCGACCCUACGUCUCAAAAGGAGUGGGAGUUGCAGUUGGAAGCAGAGGGGAUGCUGGGCAGUUGUCCCAAUGCCCUGCAAAGAAACUGGCAGCGGAUGCAGGCCUUGAACCAAGGUUGUUCAGUUUUUGAUAUGAACGCCGGCGCUGAGGCGUGGGGUAAUGAUCCUAUGCUCUCUUAUCUUAAUACCCGCCUCGUUGCCCAGGACUUGGUCACCAUCAUCGAGCGCCAAGGCGAGUGGCGCGAGAAACAGGGCCAAAAGGCACAGGUUUCUUAUGACAACUGCCAUGGUGUGGAUGAGUCGCGCGCUAUUCUGAGACGCACGCAAUGGCGUGUGGAUAAAGAGCCUCUAUUAUAUUGGGGCCGAUCUUACGGCACCGUUCUCGGCGCGACCUUUGCGGCAUUAUUCCCGAAUCGAAUUUCCCGAGCGCUGCUGGAUGGCGUCGUGGAUAUGGAUAAAUAUUACGAAGGGAGGGGACCGAAUGCGAUCGCGGAUGCGGAUGCCAUCUUUGACAAAUUCGGUCAAUAUUGUGAUGUUGCUGGGCCGGAUGGUUGUCCUUUCUACGUUGAAGGCGGGCCUGAGGCUAUCAAGGAUGCGUACUGGGCACUUGAGAACCAGAUCUUGAAUAAUUCCAUUCCGGUUAUGGCUUCUCAUUCUCACGGGCCCGAGGUCGUGACCUGGACCGACUUGAAAGCCAUCCUCCGCGUCUCCAUGUACCAGCCCCUCCUUGCGUUCCACACCUUUGCAACUCUUAUGGGAUCGCUUUCGAGUGGGGACCCGGAGCCUAUGGCUGUUUUCAAGCAUAGCAGGCAUGUCGAAAGCUGUCCAUCGAAGGCGUGUAAAAUCGCUGGUCCUUGGUCUCCGGAGUGUAGCCUGGGGCAAGAUAACACCUUGUACGCUAGUGCGGCUAUUCUUUGCUCUGACGCUAGUUUCAUGACACAUCAUGAUCAAGAGAGUUUUGAGGAAGUCUGGACCCAGCUCAAGUCUGAAAGUGCUACUCUUGGCGACUACUGGGCUCAGUUACAAAUUGCUUGUGUGGGGUGGCAAGCUAAGGCCAAGUACGAGUUCACAGGGCCUUGGGGCGGUGUCACGGCGCAUCCUAUACUGUUUGUAUCUAAUAAACUGGACCCAGUUACGCCUCUCCGCAGUGCGCAACACAUGUCCAAAAAAUUCCCUGGAUCGGCAGUUCUUGAGCAAAAUUCAGAAGGCCAUACCACGGUUGCAGCACCUUCGCUUUGCGUAGCCAAGGCAAUCCGAAACUAUUUCCAGACUGGUGUUCUCCCGGUCGCAGGAACUAUUUGUGAGGCUGAUUUAAAGCCGUUAGUGGGUGCGCCAGAUGGCAUCCAUAGUCUCGGCAAAGAUCUGAGUCCCGGGGACCGCAAAUUGUUGGAUGCAUCACUAGCGGAAGCGAUGCGAGGUCACUUCCCACAUCUAUCGUUCGACUGGAAUCUGUCCUAA